Molecule: messenger RNA, 1149 nt
Organism: Perca fluviatilis (European perch)
Lineage: Eukaryota; Metazoa; Chordata; Actinopteri; Perciformes; Percidae
Product: Fc receptor-like B
Exons: 5
Coding region: 71-697 (208 amino acids)
Biological process (GO): cell surface receptor signaling pathway
Molecular function (GO): transmembrane signaling receptor activity
Source: RefSeq, a predicted model, not a curated record
GAGGAGCGUUCAUGUGAUGCUAUGACUAUGAAGUGAACAAAGUGAAGACAUCAUUUCACCAACUGUUAGGAUGGAGGACACAUCUCUACUGCAGCUACUCUUUCUGACCUCACUGCUGAGCAGCACAACAAACCAAGUCUCUCUGACUGUGAGUCCCAGCAGCUCUCAGAUGUUUGAAGGACAGUCUGUCUCUCUGAGCUGUGAGGAGGACGACAGCUCUGCUGGAUGGACUCUGAGGAGGAACACAACCAGAAAAACCAGGACUCAGUGUGGAGAUGACUGGGGAAGACCUGCUGGUUCUUCCUGUAACAUCAGCUACAUGGCCCCAUGGUACAGUGGAGUUUACUGGUGUGAGUCCAGAGAGGGAGCAACCAGUAACAGCAUCACCAUCACUGUCACUGGUGGACCAGUGAUCCUGCAGAGUCCUGUCCUCCCUGUGAUGGAGGGAGAAGACCUCACUCUGACCUGUAAAACAAAGACGUCCUCCAACCUCCCAGCUGGUUUCUAUAAAGAUGGCUCCUUCAUCAGGACUGAGCCUGCAGGUCACAUGACCAUCCACCAUGUUUCCAGGUCUGAUGAAGGCCUCUACAAGUGCAACAUCAGCAGUGUUGGAGAGUCUCCAUCCAGCUGGGUCUCUGUCACAGGUGAGGAGGUUACCUUUGAUUUCAGGAGUUCAUUCAUCCAGAUAUUCACCUGACAGCUGAUUCUCUCUACAGAGAAACCUACAACUACAGACCCACCAACCUCUGCAGCUCCACCCCUGACCUCAGACCCCUCCCCCUUGUGGUUAUACUGUUUUGCCACCUGGUGGUGUUCUGUCCGUACUGCAUCUCCACUUUCAUCAUGGUGUCUUUAUAUUGACACAGGCUGACAGGAAAUGGCCUACCUGUCGCCAUGGUGAUGACCUCGCCCACCUCGGAUGAUGAAUAUGAUGAUGUCAUCACCACUGUCACCACAGAGCAUUACUUCUGAACUGAUCUGAAAAGAAGAUGAAAUCUCCGUAGAUCCCCCGGCUGUCUUGAUAUAAUUAUGCUUUAAACAAUAUGAAAUCAUUGCUUUAAAGGGAUACGCCACCGUUUGUUGAAAUAGGGCUUAUCACGGUCUCCCCUAGCUGUAGAUAGGUGGGCCGACACAUUUUUUGUGGAUGCA